AUGGCCGGACAGAUUCCACAGCAGCAAUGGGCGAUGGUCAUCGAGAAGACCGGUGGACCAGUCGAGUACAAGCAGAUUCCAGUCCAGCAGCCAGGUCCAGACGAGGUCCUUGUUAACAUCAAGUUUUCCGGCGUGUGCCACACUGACCUCCACGCCGUCAACGGUGACUGGCCACUCCCAACAAAGCUUCCACUCGUUGGUGGACACGAAGGUGCCGGUGUUAUCGUUGCCAAGGGCAACCUCGUCCAUGAUAUCGAGAUUGGCGACCACGCCGGUGUGAAGUGGAUCAACGGCUCUUGCCUCCAGUGCGAUUUCUGCCAGCAGUCCGACGAGCCUCUUUGCGCAAAGGCCCUCCUCUCUGGUUACACCGUCGAUGGAUCAUUCCAGCAAUACUGUAUCGCCAAGGCUGCACACGUGGCCCGCCUUCACAAGGACAUCCCACUCGAUGCCGUCUCUCCAGUGCUUUGCGCCGGUAUCACCGUCUACAAGGGCUUGAAGGAGUCUGGUGCCAAGCCAGGCCAGACUGUCGCCAUUGUCGGUGCUGGUGGAGGUCUCGGUUCCCUCGCUCAGCAGUACGCCAAGGCCAUGGGUCUUCGCACCAUCGCCAUUGACAGCGGCGACGAGAAGAAGAAGAUGUGCUUGGAGCAGCUCGGCUCAUACGCUUUCGUUGACUUCGCCACCAGCCAGAAUGUCGUCAAGGAUGUGCAAGCCGCGACUGAAGACGGUCUUGGCCCACACGCCGUCAUUCUCGUUGCCGUGAACGAGAAGCCGUUCCAGCAAGCCGCUGAGUACGUCCGCCCACGUGGUACCGUCGUCUGCAUUGGUCUGCCAGCCGGUGCAUACCUCAAGGCUCCAGUCUUCGAGUCCGUCAUCAAGAUGGUGAACAUCCGUGGAUCGUACGUCGGCAACCGCAAGGACUCCGCUGAGGCUCUUGAGUUCUUCCGCCGUGGUAUGAUCAAGGCCCCAUUCAAGACUGUCGGUCUUUCUGAGCUCCAGAUGGUUUACGACCUGAUGCACAAGGGACAAAUCGCUGGCCGAUACGUCGUUGACACCAGCAGAUAG
Messenger RNA from Fulvia fulva, 1062 nucleotides. Its product is annotated as Alcohol dehydrogenase 1. Bases 1 to 1062 code for a protein of 353 amino acids. The transcript has 3 exons. The record is from RefSeq and is a predicted model, not a curated record. Gene Ontology annotation, molecular function: oxidoreductase activity; zinc ion binding. NCBI's taxonomy places the organism in Eukaryota, Fungi, Ascomycota, Dothideomycetes, Mycosphaerellales, Mycosphaerellaceae.